AUGCCGCCCAAAUCACUUCUAGCACUAGCCCUCCUGGCCAUCCUCAUGCUAUUCUCCCAUGGUGUCACGACCUUGGGAUCGCCACAGCCGCUCAACGGCACCGGCGGAAGUUUCAGCCUCAAGCUCAUCGUCAACCACCAGCCGGCACACUAUGACUUGGCGAGCCUCCAGCGUGCCAAGGACCAAGUAAAAUGCAGGAUCAAGCACCAGAUCCUGCCAACGAGCAAUGAGAUACGGCCGUUCAUGUGCCCACCGGCGGACAUGGUGUACGCCGUCAUGGUGGGCGUCGGAACGCAGACCGGGUUCCAGAACUACCAACUGGCGCUGGACAUGGCGGUUGGACUGUCCUGGAUACAGUGCUGGCCGUGCCGGCCAUGUCGGCCGCAGCUAAGCCCGGUGUUCGACCCAACAAAGUCCCCGACCUUCCAAUACAUCUCGGGGAACAAUGGCGUCUGGUGUCGUGCGCCCUACCGAGCUUUGCCAAACGGGGCUUGCGGGUUCCGCAUUGCCUACCGGCACACCCCCGAGGUUUCGGGGUACCUCGCCAGGGACACCUUCUCCUUCCCCACCAGGAACAAUGACUUCGUGCCACUGGAGGGCAUCUUCUUCGGCUGCGCCCACCAGACUGAGGGCUUCGACACCCACGGCGCCCUCGCGGGUCUCCUCGGCUUGGGAAUAGGAGUGGUGGGCAGGCCUCCGACCGCCUUCACGAAGCAGGUCCUUCCAGGCCAUGGAGGUCGCUUCUCCUACUGCCCGUUCGUGCCCGGGAUGAGCACGUACAGCUACUUUCGGUUUGGCAACGACAUCCCAAGCAAUCCACCGCCAAAUGUGUCACGCCAGAGCACGCCAGUCCUUGCGCCACUCCAGAACAGCGAGGCGUACUACAUCCAGCUCGUCGGGGUCAGCGUCGGCGGCAGCCGAGUGACUCGCGUCACGCACCAUUUCUUUCGGCGCAACGCGCACGGGACGGGCGGGUGCGCGAUCGACAUCGGCACACAGAUGACUGCGUUUGUGCACUCAGCGUACGUCUACAUCGAGGAGGCGGUGCUGCAACACCUGCGGCGCCACGGAGCACACAUCGUGCAGGUGGAAGGCCACACGUGUGUCCGGCAGCCGGCGCCGCACCAAGAUGUUCUCCCGAGCAUGACACUGCAUUUUGUGAACAGAUCGUGGCUCCGGAUCAUGCCAGACCAGGUAUUCAUGAAGCUUGUCCAUGGCGGCCACCAGUACCGGUGCCUUGGCUUUGUCUCGGACAGCGACAGGACGAUCAUCGGCGCCAUGCAACAGAUCAACCAUCGCUUCAUCUUCGACCUCCGUGAUACCACACCCAUCAUGAGCUUUAAUCCGGAGGACUGUCACCUCGAUGCCGCCGUUUUUAUGGGACGUGAUGUCCUGGUACAGGGCCUCAUCCGUCAUAUUGGAGACGGCAGGCCUUGCAUGAACAUGUUUUCCAAAGCCCCCCAAGCGACACACACCUUUAUCAUGAAGUACGUGAGGGAGCUAAGGGAUUGUAAGCCAAAGAAGACCACGGUGGCCCUUGAGCCACGGCACCAAGGGCGGCCAAGGUGGAUCCCUCCACCUCUUGGGAUGGCGAAAAUUAGAGUGGAUGGUGCAGUUGCACAUGAUCUCAAUGAAGGUACAUUUAGUGCAGUUUUCAGGGAUUCAGCCGGAACAUAUAUGGGAUCUUCAGUCAUCCGGACUAGGGGAAUUUCUGACCCAGCCACUCUGGAGGCAGUAGCGUGUCGUGAAGCUCUGGCGCUAGCCACGGAUCUUGCGCUAUCACAUGUCCUGGUGGCCUCGGAAUGCCAAGGUGUGAUUCAUGAUAUCAAGAACAAUACUGGAGGAGUUUAUGCAAGCAUUAUCAAAGAGAUUUUGGAAACAUCUAGGAAUUUUCAGCAUUGUUCUUUCAUCUUCGAAGGACGAGAAUCUAAUUUCGAGGCACAUAGCCUCGCUAAACAUACUUUUGGUCUGUAG
Triticum aestivum (bread wheat) is the source of this 1974-nucleotide messenger RNA. RefSeq names its product aspartic proteinase nepenthesin-2-like. NCBI's taxonomy places the organism in Eukaryota, Viridiplantae, Streptophyta, Magnoliopsida, Poales, Poaceae. The coding region runs from base 1 to 1974 and encodes 657 amino acids. The record is from RefSeq and is a predicted model, not a curated record. The transcript has 3 exons. Gene Ontology annotation, cellular component: extracellular region. Gene Ontology annotation, molecular function: nucleic acid binding; RNA-DNA hybrid ribonuclease activity.